AUGAAUAUCAUAGAAUUCGUGAAUAAUAAUAUCAAUAACACGACCUGUGAAUUCAAACAAGAAAUCGCCAAGCUUUUGGAAGCCUUUAUUACGGAUGGAAACUUGGUCUACCCUAUUUCGGAUCCGAAAACAAUGUACGGGAACUUAUUAUACAAGGAUAGGCCAAAUCCUAGAGUUAAAACCACAAACAUGAGAAAUAUAUUAAGAUACUUUGUAUCUCGAACCCGAACUACGAAUAAUGGAAAUGCUGUCAGCAAGGCCACGGACAUGUUGAUGGGAGCUGCUACUACGCAACAAAAGUUUUAUUACAAAAAUUUGUCUGAUGAAGUGAAUAAAAUAAUCAAAAAUCGUCGAUAA
Messenger RNA from Funneliformis mosseae, 357 nucleotides. The record is from the annotation of a GenBank genome assembly. Lineage: Eukaryota; Fungi; Glomeromycota; Glomeromycetes; Glomerales; Glomeraceae.